Molecule: messenger RNA, 11355 nt
Organism: Acanthochromis polyacanthus (spiny chromis)
Lineage: Eukaryota; Metazoa; Chordata; Actinopteri; Pomacentridae
Gene: adcy9a
Product: adenylate cyclase 9
Exons: 11
Coding region: 2461-6867 (1468 amino acids)
Biological process (GO): adenylate cyclase-activating G protein-coupled receptor signaling pathway; cyclic nucleotide biosynthetic process; intracellular signal transduction
Molecular function (GO): adenylate cyclase activity
Source: RefSeq, a predicted model, not a curated record
UAGUGGUGCUUGAUAGGUGGACCAUGGGGCAGUAAAACAAUGUUUCUUGAAUGAAAUAAUAAAAGAUACUUGAUAUAAAAUACAUACAGUGCACUGUUGUGUAUAUAUUUGUAUCCAGCCUUAAGUGUUUUUUUCUUUAACUCAGACCCAUAUGAGCUCUCUGGGGCUAAAUUAUGAGUGGAGGUAUUUUACUAUCUUUUUGAAAGGCAGGACCGGAAAACGUCCUUUUUCACAGGGUGGUUCGCUUGACAGACUUGCUUUGCUCUCAGCAGCCCGCUCCACUACCACAACAGCUGGGGCAGGAUUUCCGACCCAGGCACAGUGGAGAUCGUGGCAGCUACAAGAGUCGAGAGAUCACGUCCACUCGGAUAAAACUGACUAGAGAAACAGCCUCAAAACUCCUGCUGUAUCUGUUCUUAUUUACCCCCCUCCCAACAGAAACUCCAGCAGAGAGCUGUAUGAGGAGCAGAGGGGGGAAAGGGUGGCAACCAGCGACGGACGGAAGAGGACGCACCACAGCCAGGGCGCACAGUGUUGUGUUUGUUGGAAACAUGCAUGCCAACGAAAACUAGAGCUACCCAGACGUAAGGAAUUGGUGGAGAUAAGGAGACACCGCUUGUUCUUGUUGAUAAUCCCACCGAGGAGAUCCGAGGGGUUUCCUGUAUUGCUCCUGGGAUUUUCUCCUUCUUUGCUCUGAGGGAAUGCGAGGGGAGGAAAUCCAGCCUCAGCUCCAAAUAACCAGAGACUCCUAACUGGGUCUCCUCUCCAAACGCAGGAAAUACGGCCUGGGGGAAAAAAAGUUUGGGAGCUUUUGGAAACGAGAAGGGGGGCCUAUUGGUGACGCUCUGCAUGCGUUUUAAGAACUGUUUUUGAACUAUUUUUCUCUCUCUUUGGCAUUAAGCGCUUCUCCUGCUACCCCAGAAAAAAAAAGCUGGAAAAACGCCUUCAGAUGUUAUCACGCCGUCGGUGUUGUUAUUUGCAAGGAGUUUUGAUCAUCACUAUUUAUAGACCAGCCUGUUACGACCGAGGCUGUUCCUCAUAGCUGUAUGUUUUGCCAACUGCGCGCAACAAGUUGCAGACACUCCCAGCAGAGGCAAACCUACGUUAAUUUGGGUCAGCGGAUGGUAUUUUCUGCUCUUCUCCCCUCUGAUCAUGCGUCUUUGAACACAGCACACCCCUCCCCGAGCCCCUCUUUGGAAGGCAGACGGGGGAAUAAACGGUGGAGAUCCGGAGAGGGAGUUCAGGAAAGGACGGGGCUGGAUCCGUGGGAAUAGGCCUGUCUGUCAGGCCUCUUAUGAUCUGGGUCUUGGACUGGACAGGGCUCCAAAAUAACUCACUCUGGAAUAUUUUUUUGCAAGGGCCCGCUGGAGAAAAGAUGGAAGGAAGAAUGUAUGGGGAUUAGAAAUGCAAAUCCACACUGAGCCAUGCAUGAGAAUGGAUGUAGUGGAAGGUAAAGCUACUUUAAUUACACAUCACCCACUUUUUUAAUCAACAGUUUUCACCCAUGCUCUUGGGCUGCUGUUGUGUUUUUUAAUGCAAAACAUACAGUUUUCUUUUCAUCCAAAUUACUUUUUUAAGGCAGAUAAUUCGCUACUUUUGGUGCUUCAUAAUUACGCAAUUCAUUGUGUCACAUAUUUUCUACCGUGGCACCACUAGCCGUUCACAGGGACAAGAUUUUGUUUUUAAAGCUAAAGGAAAAGGAUGUGAAAAUGGACCAUUUGUUGCGCAUGUUGUGGAGAUAAGAGAGACGGAGUAACUUUUCUAACCAGACACUGCGCACAACGCCAACUGUUGACAGCCUGCAACUGUAUCUGCGUUAUUGGGGAUCAACUUGGGCAUUUAUUUUUCUUUUCUAAGACGGUAUCUGACUCGCUAAAUGUAAUGUCAGCAGUAUCAAAAUAUUGCGCACACCCAGAGGACGUAAUUUCCAGUCAUGCAACGUCAGGGCUGACCUGAUGAAGGCAUGAAAAAAAAACUAACCCGUUGCAUCACUAACCAGUCCUUUUCCGAGAAGGAUGUUCGAUUCGGGAGGCAGAAAGAGUGAUGACAGUGUUUUUACCGCAGCUGGAGAGAAAGCCGGGCUCAUACCCAGAGCCUCUUUGGAGAGGGAUACAUGUAAUGUGAGUACUGACGCAAACCCGGGGUCGGAUAAUGGACUGCUCAAGAAACUGGAACGGCGCGUCUUGUGUGAGUGAGUGCGCAGGCUGCUGUGUGCGUAGCAAAUACGUCUGUGCCGUGCUCACCAUUCAUGCAGUGUGAUUAUUCCAACAAACACCUUUUUGCUCUCUCUCUCUCCGUCUCUGUUCUGCCUGCUUGUCCCUCCAUCACCGCACUCCCCCUCUCUCUCCGUGCCACAUGUGCACACACACGGCGCCCACGCACCUCGUCUAAUUGCCCGAGCGCCGUCAGAAGAUAUUCUUAAUAUUUGACACCUCUCCCGUCUCUCCCCCGCCAGUCAACAUGGCCACUCUGCAACAUCACCGGCAGGUUCUCAUGCACGGCACGGAAGUGAGCUGCGACUCCGGCGCUGAUGGCGCCGUCACCGUGCGGAUUACCAACAGCGCGCCACACGUGCGUCAACAUGAGCCGCCGAGGGCUGCCAGCAGCGGAGCAGCAGGUGGAGGGGCUGUGAAUAAAGUGAACCCUAACCUCCACAAAUACAGCAUCUCCUCCAGCUGCAGCUCAGCAGACUCCAGGCCGGCUGUGACCUCCGCCUUGAGGGUGCACAAGAAGGCGCCACCGCUGUUUGAACGCUCUGCAGCCCAGUGCUGGGACCCAAAGUUUGACUCCCCCAUCCUGGAGGAGGCCUGCCAAGAGAGGUGCUUUCCUCAGACGCAGCGGCGGUUCCGGUAUGUCCUCUUCUACCUGGCAGUGGCAGCUGUACUCUGGGGGGUGUACUUUGGGGUCAACAGUGACCGCUGCAGCCCUGUGGCCUUCCUGGUCCCCACAGCCUCCUUUUUGGUCUUACUCGUGCUCCUCUUUUUGUUCACGUUCACCCACCCAUACACGUGGCUCUACAACCAAACCUCCCUGCUCCUCAUAGCGGUUACCUUUGCCAUCACGUUGGCUCCACAGAUACAGACUGCUGGCUACACUGAGCUGGAGUGGGCUGGUGGUGGGAAUGCAUCAUAUCUAUCACUGAAUAACAGAGCACCACCUCCAACCCCUUGCAUCUCCCCUGUGGGAACCUUUUCCUUGUGCAUGGAGGUUCUGUUGUUGUUGUACAGUGUCCUCCAUGUCCGACUGUAUGCCUCUGUGAUGCUGGGGCUCCUGUAUUCUAUAUUAUUUGAAGCAUUAGGGUGGCUACCGUUGCUUAAAAGGAGUUAUGACACUACUGGACAUGCAUCAGGGUUGGUGGGUUCAGUUUCGGACUGGGAGCAAGACACACUCUGCUGGCUGGGCCCAGCCAAAGCUCUACUCCACUUGUGUGCCCACGUCAUUGGCAUUCACCUGUUCAUCAUGUCGGAGGUGCGUUCCCGCAGCACCUUCCUCAAAGUGGGCCAGGCUAUCAUGCACGGCAAAGACUUGGAGGUGGAGAAGGCCUUGAAGGAGCGUAUGAUCCACUCAGUGAUGCCGCGGCGAGUUGCAGACGAGCUGAUGAAGCAGGGCGAUGACGAGGGUGGCGGGGAGAGCUCUGGUAAGCGAUAUUCCUCUGGUGCCUGCUCUGCCUCAGCCGUCUCCGUGGGUGGUGGAGGAAGUGGUGGAGCUUCCCAAGCCCAAAGUGUCACAAGCCCCAAGAAUAACCCUCACAACAAUCACAAACGCAAAAAGACUUCAAUCCCUCGAGGGCAGAUAAUAUUUAGACCUUUCAACAUGAAACGCAUGGAGCCUGUCAGCAUCCUCUUUGCAGAUAUUGUCGGCUUCACCAAAAUGUCUGCCAAUAAGUCUGCGCCGGCCUUGGUGGGCCUUCUGAAUGACCUGUUUGGGCGUUUCGACCGGCUCUGUGAGCUAACCUGCUGUGAGAAGAUCAGCACUCUGGGAGAUUGCUACUACUGUGUAGCAGGCUGCCCUGAGCCCAGACCGGAUCACGCCUACUGCUGUGUGGAGAUGGGCCUAGGCAUGAUCCAGGCCAUCGAGCAGUUCUGCCAGGAGACCUGUGAGACUGUCAGCAUGCGCGUUGGUGUCCAUACAGGCACCGUCCUGUGUGGGAUCCUGGGAAUGAAGCGCUUUAAGUUUGAUGUGUGGUCAAAUGAUGUCAAUCUGGCUAACCUGAUGGAGCAGCUGGGUGUGGCGGGGAAGGUCCACCUGUCAGAAGCCACGGCCCGAUUCCUGGAUGACCGAUACCAGAGGGAGGACGGACGGGUGGCAGAGAGAGCCGGUCAGAGUGUGGUGGAGAAACUGAAGGGGCUAAAGACCUACCUGAUCUCAGGGAGGAAGCUGGAUCACGAUGUGCAGUGUGGCUGUUCUCAAGUUGGACUUCCAGGUGGGGAUUUUGUGAGUGUCAGCCAGUUCUCCUGCCCUCAGCCCCACACACCGGACCUCAUCCCUGGAGGGGCACAAGCUGAACCCCUGCUGUCCCACCAACCACCAGACAGGACUGGGCCUCCCUGUGUCUUCCAAAGUGUGGUCUUGUCAUCGGUGGGAGAGCAGGGUGAUGAUGUGGCUGUGCUGAACGGCUGCCAAGACGAACACAAGACCGCCAGUGCCAAGUUCAUCCCAGGUCACAGUCCCCGAGCAGCCAACGGCCUCCUGAGUCCUCCGCUGGAGGACCCAGUUCGGGCCAGCCAAAGUUCACUGUGUGACAUGCUCCAGGAGAAAGAGAAGAAGACCAGCACAAGCACAGGAACUGGCACCAGUCUUGGCAUGGCUGGAGGCCCGGGGGCGACAGGUACGGGCAUGGAUCACUCCGCCCUGAUCCAACUGCGUGCCAAGAAUUUCCGACAGAAAAGCGACGCCCACUUUGUGGAUGUUAUCAGGGAGGACAGUCUGAUGAAGGACUACUUUUUCAAGCCACCCAUUAACAAGAUCAGCCUUAACUUUCUAGAGAGACCUCUGGAGAAGGCCUAUCGCACUAGCUACAAGGAGGAGGUGAAAAACCAGGUUCAGGUGCAGACAUUUGCAAGCUCCACCUUCAGCUCCUUCCUGGAUGUUCUCCUCAGCUGUUUUGUCUUCUUAGCGCUGACUCUGGCCUGCUUCCUCCCACCCCUGGUGAGCCCAGCCACUGUGGGCUCUCCGGCUCCUGCUGCCCUGGCCCUGGCUCCCCUGGCCGGUCUGCUGGAGCUGGCCUCCCUGGUGCUCUCCAUACGCAUGGCCUUCUACUUGGAGGAGGUGAUGAACUGCACUCGCUCCCUGCUCCUGGUGGUCUCUGGCUGGAUCUCUCGUCAUGUGAUUGGGGCCGUGUUGGUCUCCCUUCCUGCCAUCUCCGUCUUGUCCCAUCUCACUUGCAGCGUCCACUUGCCCCUCCAGGUGACCAUGUUCCUGUGCUGUGCCACCAUCCUGGCCAUCAUCCAGUACUGCAACUUCUGUCAGCUCAGUUUUUGGAUGCGCUCAGUCCUGGCCACUGCUACAGGAGUCGCUUUGCUGCUGUUGCUCUACAGUCCCUUGCACAGCUCCACUAAUAACAGCCUUCCAGUUCAUGGACUGAACGUCUCCACAUCAAAUGAUGGUGCUUCAGAAUCGGGGCCUGAUCCCCCCCAGCGAAUUUUUGACCUUUUGGUCCCAGAGGCCAUCCUGGCCUUCUUCUUGCUUCUCCUCCUGGUCUGGUUCCUCAACCGUGAGUUUGAGGUCAGCUACCGUCUGCAUUACCAUGGCAACGUGGAGGCUGACAAGCACCGCUCCAAGAUACAGACGAUGCGAGAUCAGGCCGAGUGGUUACUGGGCAACAUCAUCCCCAUCCAUGUCGCUGACCAGCUCAAGGUGACCCAGAGCUACUCCAAGAACCACGACAGUGUGGGUGUGAUCUUUGCCAGUAUUGUGAACUUCAGUGAGUUCUAUGAAGAGAGCUACGAGGGGGGAAAAGAGUGCUACCGCGUCCUGAACGAGCUAAUUGGAGACUUUGAUGAGCUCCUUCGCAAACCUGAAUUUAAAAGUGUGGAAAAAAUCAAGACCAUCGGGGCAACCUACAUGGCAGCAUCGGGGCUGAACGUCCGGCAGAUGGCUGAGAAUGACGAUGACUCUCCGCACGCUCACCUGAGGGCGCUUUUCAACUUUGCCCUCGAGAUGAUGGGCGUCCUGGAUGACUUCAACAAGAAUAUGCUCGGCUUUGGGUUCAAGCUCCGAAUUGGAUUUAACCACGGGCCCCUGACGGCCGGGGUGAUCGGCACCACUAAGCUGCUCUAUGACAUCUGGGGAGACACAGUCAACAUCGCCAGUCGCAUGGACUCCACCGGUGUGGAGUGUCGGGUGCAGGUGAGCGAGGAGAGCCAUGCUGUGCUCAACGGCAUGGGGUUAGAGUUUGACUAUAGAGGUACAGUGAAUGUUAAGGGCAAGGGUCAAAUGAGGACCUUCCUGUAUCCCAGAAGUGGGGAAAGUAUAAGCCAGGAUCGAAUGGAGCUGGCUGCUGCAGUCGGGCCCUCGUCUGUUGCCCAGACAGUGACUCUUCCUCCCUCUUCUUCCACUCCUAAUCCCUCCUCCUCCUCACUUUCUCCACUCCCUCCUCAACCCCAGAAUGCUGCAAGGCCUUCAGGAGCAGCGCCUGAGCCGGUCCCAGCGAAAUCCUCAGAAGCGAAGGAGGAGGGCUAUAGGGACGCUGCAUACCUCCCCACAGACAUUCACACCCUUCCCCUUUCUGAACUUGACCCACAACCCAGUGCUGCAAAAGUGCCCUCCGAGGUGCAGCCUGCUCCUCUCGCACUUCAAGAGGAAGAGGAAGAAGAGGACCCCUGCGAGUUAACAAAACUCAACGAAGAGUUUUACGCUCGUCUCUGAUCCCUCCUCUCCCCUCCUCUUCUGUUCCCUGCUGCCUCCAGCUGCUGACUCUCCAGGACUGAUUGCAAAUGUGGGGCAGGAUGUCCCCUCGUUUUCGUCAAGUGUCUUUAACGUGGAAGAGGGAGUUGGUCACUUAGGCGCAAAUGGUGGCUAUAAAACAGCCUCCAACAUCUUUCAUGGAAGUGUUGCCUCAGUGCUGGGGUGGGUUAGACCUGUGUUGAACACAGCAGUUUAGAAUGGAGAAAAGGCUGAAAAAGGGACACGAGGGAAAAGAGGAUUUGUUGUUGUUUUUGUUUAUGUUUUUUUCCUUUUCAUUUUGUUAUAAAGUGCCUUCAGGACUAGAACAGUGAACAAACAAAGAUGAAUACUGAACAAGUUUUAACAAUCUUAGACUACAGAACAUGCUGUGGUUUCUUACUCCAUGCUUUUACUUUGAAUGCAAGUAUUUCUUAAGAAAAUUAUUAUUGUUGUGCCAUAUCAGUUGUUUUAACUUGAUCAAAGUCUUGACCUUACUUAAGGGAAAAUAAUUUUAGAUUUUAUAUAAGUGCCAGUGCAGCAUGAUGGGCUGAGCAGGAAAACUAUGGGAAGAAUGAGGGAAUCACAUGAAGCAGUGUUAAUUUAUGUAUUCUGCUUUGACACGAGGGCUUUUAAUACAGUAUUCACAUGUGCUCGAGUCUCUCUCUCAAAGGGGACACGCUACAAAGCAGGCUGCAUAGAUUUUACUAGGUGUAGCAGCUAAGUGCACAUUUUAAGCAAAGGUCUUGCACAGUGUUUUCUUUUUUUUCGACCACUUGUAUUUGGUAGUUAUUACCGUUAAAUAGUUUUUUUUUUAAACAGAGUUCUUAAAAUCAAAAGCACAAAUCAGAUUAAUCAGAUAAGGGAAUAUAGAUCUGGAAGAAAGGUGAUUUUUUUUAAAUGUGAGAUCAUCAGAAAAGCAGGAAGGCACUUUAAAUGUACUUAAAGUGAUACCAAAAUCUGUCUUGUGAGUAUGUAACUCUCACCCCUGUCGUCCUGAAAAAUGGGUGUAAAAAUGUUGAACUUUGAUCCUAAAUGGAACUCAGACAGAAACUUCUGUAACCAGUUUUGCAGCACUGCUGUCCUUCUGUACGCUCCAUGGGUUCAGUCAUAUUUUACCGCUGUAUAAGUAAGCACUCCUUUUCAGUGUCAGUAUUUUUACAUGAUAAGAUCUGCUCGUUAUUGGUCACUCCUUUAGAGCUCCCUUGCUGGGGUUUCUGAAAAGCCAAUGUGCUGCUUGCAGGAUCAAACUACAACCUUGCUACACCUUCCUUUUCCUUGUGAUAUUUUAUAUUUUUGUUGUUGAGUAAUGCAAAAAAAAUUGAAUGAACACACCAAAACCAAACAUAUACUAGUCUGACUGAAUAUUUUGCUACCUUGUAGUGGCAGUCCACAACUAAAAUCCAUAAAUACAUCAUUUCAUUUUUUAGAAGAGUGCUGUAGUUUCAUAAAACAGGUGAAUAGUGUAGUAGUUCUGAGACUUUUUAGGCCUUGUUUUCGUAUAGCAGACAGUAGAGUACUAAUUUGAGAAGCACAGAGGAAAAAUAAAGUGACAUCCAAUAAAUGUUUCUUGGUUGUACCUUAACCCCUAGAUGAAUACAAUGCCAGUGAGUAAAAAGUGCUUUUAUUGGGGAUUUUUCCACAUUGGAUUUUUUGGACUCAUGAGCAUUGAUGGCAGAAGAAAGUUUUUGCAGCUCUAAGAAAAAAAGCUUUGGAUAAAUAGGCAAUAUUUGCCUGACGGAUAGAUUAAUUCCUGGUUUUGGUCUUUUCACUUGACACAAAUUUAGAAUAUCACCAGACUCCUUUAAAGACAGUGGAGUGAGAGUAUAAUACUCAGAUGAUUUUGGGUGGAGUAUGACUUUAAGUAGGACUGUGAGGGACAAUCACUGUGUAGUUGAUGGUAGACAAUAGGAUGGUCCACAUGGUGUUUAGUUUCAAUGUCAAAUCACAGAUCAGUCACGGUUUUUACACUACAAACCUCAAAUUUUGUGACGAUCCAUGCGUUGCCUUAACUUGUCAGAAUCAAAAUCAGACAUCAGUCAGUGCAUCAUUGUUAGAUUUCUUCAACAGUUCAGUUGUGUCUGCCUUUUGCUGUGUGAUUUGCCGUUUGAAGGGUUGGGAAUUUUAACUUUGAUCCUUUCUCAGCCUCGUCACUGAGGAGGCCCUCUACUGUAUCAUUAUAAUUGUGCCACUUUAAUUGAGUGAUCUGUAGGUGCAGUGCAGCCUAAACUAGCUGAUUGUUUUGUGGUGCCUAAAAGUCUGACUGUAUUUGUGACUAUUUUGGUUUUCAAAUUUUUUUAUCAUGUUUUGUCAUAAUGAGAAUAGAUUAUGAUUGUAUGUUUGAGGAAAUGAUCCUCACUGUGCAGGUUUUGCUGCAAAUCUCUUUGACAAAUUCCAUCAAUUUUUAUUUUUUUAUUUUUUUGGCUCCUUUCGAGUUCUUUCAUUCUGACAUGAACUAGUAAUCUGGAACAGUGUGGUAGUGUUCCCAUUGAAUUUCUAGCUCUUUACAUCUCUUUGAUCUUUAUUCACUUCAUACUUGUUCUUUUCUCUUGAAAGCACUUGUUUCUCUCUCGGACUUUGUGUGUAUGUGUGUGAGGGAGGUGUAAAGUUUUACUUUGAUGACACCAAAAACCUGCAAAAGCAAGUAAUCUGGGCCGCUGUUUAGCUCUUAUGUUGCUGCUGCAGCCUCAUUUGUGGAGGAAUUACAUUUACAUUGCAUGAGUUGAAAUGGAAAAAUAGAAAAAGACCUGAAAUUUGAAAUCCUGCAAACAUAUCAUCAUCACAUAUUUUAGAAAUUGGUUAACAUUUGGCUUAAAGAAUCUGUUUUUUGAGAAAAUACAGCCAGACAGGAAUGGAUGCAGUGAUGACACGAAAACGGAGGAAUCAUCUUUAUGUAGCCGUCUCCAUCUGUAGCAGUAAAAACAUAUUCGUUUACCUCUGCCACGGUGCACUCUGAAGAUGCACAACCAGUGCCUUUUGAAUUUGGAAUGUUUAAUUAGUGUGUGAGAGCUGUGAUUAUUUGUAUUAGAUGAUAUAACUGCAGUAGCAUAAAUAUCCUGAAAAUCCAAAGAGGUUUCUGCAGAAGCUGUCACUGUAGAUAGUUGCGUGAGAUCUGCUUUGUUGGCCAAAAUCAUUGCUUUUAAAGUAUUUUCUCUUAUUGCAAUCAUGUAGUGUACAUUCUCACACUUGCCAAACCGAAUGAAGCGCAGCGUACAAAGUUAUGGAAACAGAUGAGAAUAUCAGUUUUCAUUUGUGAAGGAAAGUUGUUGCUUUUUUUUAAUUCCGCCACAUUUUCCAGGUUACCCUCCUGCCUUAUGUUGUUAGGAAAUUCUCUGUGAUUUUGCAGGCCAUAGCAGACAGACAGAAACUAGUGGAUCUGAGGUGUAGGCAAAGACUCUGCAAGUUGAUGGGCACACCACCUCUCCAGUAGCACACAUCUGUACACACAUAUAAAUAAAACGUGAACACUGCUGGCUAUGUGAUCUUUGAUGGAGAAGGGGGAGAAAUGUGUGUCCUUGUGAUCGUGUUUGCAUGUGAGCAAUUUUCUUCUUUGCUGGACACAUUUUUAGUUUGAUUCCACACUGUGUUAUCGUCUGUUUUUUUUUUUUUUCUUUCAGCAUCAUGAUUUCUAUGUUUAUGUGGAGCAUAUAUUCCUAACAUGCAGGUGAAAAAUCAAAUCACUAAGCUUUUCUCUUUGAAGGUUGCUUGGAUUUUGUCCAUCUGACAGUGAAUUGGUAGAUGGUGUGUGUUUGACAUGAUUUGUUUCAGUUUUGGCAGAGGCAGCGCACGUCUUUAGAAGGCAGCGCUCCAAAUGGAAAAAAUGCAGUUCAAUGAGGAUACGUUUAUGGCAUUCAGUGAUUUUUCAUUUUUGUUGUUUUGAUUUUAAAGAAGUUUGAUUUUGCUUUGUGAUGGAAAAAUAAGGGAGACACAUAAAGGCACAGAGCGUCAGCACUUGCUAAAAUCACCGUGGAGAAACAGCACUGCCUAAUCACUCAUUUAAAUGGCGACAGCUCUGCGUCUUUUCAUCGUAAUUUGCAAAGAAAUUCGACCCGUAGGUGUUUUUAAUUACACUGGGACAAAACUUCGGCAGUGUUGUUUGAUUUUAAAAAUGUAUUUGUUUUCAUGUUCAUGAAUGAGAUGUAUUAUGUAUGUUUUGUGCACAUUACCCAUGUAUCACUUAUCAACACAUGAUCGUAAUCUGUACACAUUUGCACAAAGCACUCAGUGUUUGUACAUAUGCAGUUAUUUUGUCACAUAUGAUUUUUUUUAAUACAUGUGCAUGUGUCAGAAUUUGUCAGGAAAGAAUGAAAAAGAGACACCUAUUAUCAGAUUGAUUUAAUGUGUGUCUAUUUGCGUGAGUUAUAUGAUUUUAUUCCUCUUUUUUUUUCAGUAUGAGAGAAAUAAAUCUCCAAGCAGAAAACCGUUGAGUGUACUGUGAAGUGGAAAGUAAAGAUGGGUUCAUUUUAAACCAUA